Messenger RNA from Coniosporium apollinis CBS 100218, 1206 nucleotides. RefSeq names its product cytochrome P450 55A3. The record is from RefSeq and is a predicted model, not a curated record. The coding region runs from base 1 to 1206 and encodes 401 amino acids. The transcript has 7 exons. Gene Ontology annotation, molecular function: iron ion binding; heme binding; monooxygenase activity. Lineage: Eukaryota; Fungi; Ascomycota; Dothideomycetes.
AUGUCAGAACCGCCUUCCUUUCCAUUCUCCCGCGUCUCAGGCCUCGAGCCUCCGGCUGAGUAUGCGAAGCUGCGUUCUACGGAGCCUGUCUCCAAAGUCAAGCUUUGGGAUGGGAGCCUGGCCUGGCUGGCCGUUCAACAUAAGGACGUUUGUGCCGUUGCCACUGAUGAAAGACUUUCCAAGAUCCGGACCACACCGGGCUUUCCAGAGCUAAGUGCGGGUGGGAAGGCGGCGGCGAAGAACAAGCCGACGUUUGUGGAUAUGGAUCCUCCCGAGCAUAUGAAGCAGCGGAGCAUGGUUGAGCCUUUCUUUACCCGUCAGCAUGUCGAGAGUUUACGUCCUUAUAUCCAGAAGACGGUAGAUGAGCUUUUGGAUGCCAUGAUUGCGAAAGGAUGUGAGAAGCCGGUCGACCUUGUAGAGAAGUUUGCGCUACCAGUGCCAUCACACAUCAUCUACACCAUUCUCGGAGUGCCAUUCGAAGAUCUUGGAUUUCUUACAGAGCAGAACGCUGUUCGCACUAGUGGAAGUUCUACGGCAUCGGAGGCUCAGAUUGCGAGUAACUCGCUUCUAGUGUACAUUGGCAAGAUGGUGGAUCAGAGGAUGGAAGAUCCCAAAGAUGACCUAAUCAGCAAGCUUGUCAUCGACCAGAUCAAGCCGGGCAACAUAGACAGAACGGAUGCCGUCCAAAUCGCAUUCCUCUUGCUUGUCGCUGGUAACGCCACGAUGGUCAACAUGAUAAAUCUUGGCGUCAUCACUCUCCUCCAACAUCCCUCCCAACUAGCCGACCUCAAAGCCCAUUCCUCCCUGGCACCCACCUUCGUCGAAGAGCUUUGCCGCUACCACACCGGUUCCGGGCUCGCUAUGAGGCGCGUCGCGAAGGCCGACAUCGAGCUCGGCGGGAAACAGAUCAAAGCCGGUGAAGGAAUCAUCGCCUCGAAUCAGUCCGCCAAUCGCGAUGAAGCAGUCUUUCCCAAUCCAGACAAGUUCGACAUGUAUCGGAAACGCUGGGAGGAGGAAGCGCUAGGUUUUGGGUUUGGCCCGCAUCGCUGUAUUGCGGAGUGGCUUGCGAGGGCGGAAUUGGAGAUUGUGUUCUCCACUCUGUUCCAGAAACUGCCAAAUCUGCGAUUGGCGAUCCCUUUCGAGGAAAUUGAGUAUACACCGCUUGAUAAGGACGUAGGAAUUGUUAAGCUGCCAGUGGUGUGGUAG